AUGAUGUAUGAGCCGGAGCACAACCGGCAUAUCCGGGCACCUACUGUGUCCCAACAUUCCACCACUCAGCGCCGCGACAAUGUGUUCGAGGACAUCCAUAUUGACGAAGAUGUCUUCCAAUUUAUCGGCUCUACGGGCAGUCACACGACAUUCGCGAAGAAUAUCUCGGCCAAAUUGCGAACAGUCCAAUGCCUUGGAGAACUAUCUGAAUCCUCUCUUCAGAAAAUUAACGAUCGCAGACCUACGGCCGAAACAGGCACAGGCCCAGAGUCGACGACGAAUAAGUUUGCGCAGCAUGGAAAGGGUCAAACGCUAGGAAUAGGUGCCGCAGACUUUGUGCCGCGAAAAAUCUUUGAUCAAGUAAGCUGA
This is a messenger RNA of Aspergillus melleus, 369 nucleotides long. RefSeq lists its product as uncharacterized. The transcript has a single exon. Lineage: Eukaryota; Fungi; Ascomycota; Eurotiomycetes; Eurotiales; Aspergillaceae. Bases 1 to 369 code for a protein of 122 amino acids. The record is from RefSeq and is a predicted model, not a curated record.